CACCAACGACAGGCAAGUUCCUGUGAACAAUCUUGAAGAAUUCUAGGGGCUACAUUUAGGUUCUUCUGUUGCAUGCCAUAUGUGGCUCUCUGUUACACCUUUUAGUUCUAAAGAAAACUGAAGCCAAAGAAGCAAGGCAGGAAGUGUGAGUGGACCAGGUAGCAGAAGGACAAGAAAGAUCAGCUUGACAACUCCAUGAUCAUAGAUCCAGAGCUGGAUAGGAUACAAUCCAACCCCGACAUUUUUACAGGUACCUCAAUCAGGAAGCCAGCAAGAAGAAAGUUAGAGAUCACCAUGUCUGUAAUUGCAGCUUUCUAUGGCAGCAAGUCAAUACUCAUCACUGGAGCCACAGGCUUCAUGGGCAAAGUGCUGGUGGAAAAAUUACUUCGUACCAGCCCAGAUUUGAAAGUUAUUUAUAUCCUUGUGAGGCCCAAAUCUGGGCAAUCUCUGCAACAGAGGGUAUCCCAGAUGAUGAACUGUAAGCUUUUUGAAAAGGCCAAAGAAAUUUGCCCAAAUAUCUUCGAGAAGAUCAGACCUAUUUAUUCAGAUCUCACAAAGCCAGAUUUGGGCAUCAGCAAGGAAGAUUUAGAGGAGCUCCUGAGCCAUACCAAUAUCAUCUUCCACUGUGCAGCUACAGUUCGCUUUGAUGAUCCACUAAGACAUGCUUUGCAACUCAACGUCAUUGCCACCCAGCAGCUUCUGUUGAUGGCCAGCCAGAUGUCAAAACUUGAAGUCUUCAUCCAUUUCUCCACUGCCUAUUCAAACUGUAACCUGAAGUACAUUGAUGAAAUUAUCUACCCAUGUUCUGUGGAACCCAAGAAACUGAUUGACUCAGUAGAGUGGUUAGAUGAUUCAAUCAUUGAAGAAAUCACACCCAAAUUGAUCGAGAAUCGACCCAACACUUAUACAUAUACCAAGGCCUUGGGAGAGAUGGUGGUGUAUCAAGAACAAGGGAACUUAAAUGUUGCUAUCAUAAGACCAUCCAUCGUUGGAGCUAGCUGGCAGGAGCCUUUUCCAGGUUGGGUGGAUAACUUAAACGGACCAAGUGGACUCAUGAUUGCGGCUGGGAAAGGGUUUCUACGGGCCAUAAAGGCCACUCCAACAGCUGUGGCAGAUGUGGUCCCAGUGGAUCUAGUCAUUAACCUCACCCUGGCAGUAGGGUGGCACACUGCAGUUCACAGACCAAAAUCCACUUUAAUCUAUCACUGCACAAGUGGAAGUCUCAAUCCUUGCUUGUGGACAGACCUGGGAGUUCAUGUCUUAGCCACUUUUGAAAAAACACCCCUUGAGAAAGCAUUUAGGAGACCAAAUGCUGACUUCACAACCAACAAGUUCUCAACUCACCUUUGGAAUACUCUUAGUCACAUGGCUCCAGCAGUGAUGUAUGACUUUUAUCUUCGCCUCACAGGAAGAAAGCCCAGAAUGGCAAAACUCAUGAAUCGCAUGUUGAAAACCAUUUCCAUGUUGGAUUAUUUCAUCAAUCACAGUUGGGAAUGGAGUACCUACAAUACAGAAAUGUUGAUGUCUCAGAUGAAUAACGAAGACCAGAAAUUAUUCAACUUUGACGUACGCCACUUGAAUUGGUUGGAGUACACUGAAAACUACUGCUUGGGAAUUAAGAAAUAUCUACUGAAAGAGGAUAUGGCUGGAAUUCCUGCAGCAAAGCGACAUUUAAGAAUGCUCAGAAACAUUUACUACCUCUUUAACACAGUCCUCUUCCUCAUCAUCUGGCGCUUUUUCAUUGCAAGAUCACAGAUGGCUCGGAAUAUCUGGUACUUCGUGGUGAGCCUUUGCUAUAAAUUCCUUUCCUACUUCAGGGCAUCCAGCACCUUCAGGCACUGAGAACAAUCAAAGUUUACCCAUCUUCUGUUGAGCUCCUUGAAAACAACAAACUGUGGCUAUCAAGCAUUAGAAAUCAUGCAGGAACUUGUCCUUUUAGCUAUUAUAAGGCAUAUGUAUAGUCAUAUAUUUAUCUCAACGCCUAACUGUAUUUUCUUGAUUCAUACAUUGUACUUUAUCUUCCAGAGGAUGCCUAGUGAAAUAAAAUCUCAUUGCAAUCUCUUAAGCCAUAAUCAUGAACUUUGUUAAAAAAAAAAUGAUCGUGGAAUAAUUUCCCAAUACUGUAUUUGAUGUUUAUGUGGAACAACAUACCUUCUUUCUCCCUUCUAACCUUGAUGUUUUUUUCUAUACUAUUAUCUUGAUGUCAAUUUUAAAAGCACAAAAUAUAUAAUAGAGUUGAAAAAUGUGAAUUUUUAAGAGCAAGGUUACACUGUGGCACCCUUCUAGGGAUUAAAUCUAAAAGUUAAAAAUAAAAAUAGCAGAGGAGAGCAUAUUCUCAACUCACUAACAAACGUUGUAGGAGAAAUUGUUAACCUUUUUAACCUUCUCCCCUUUCCUCUCAAUGUGAUUAAUAUUUUCAAGUCCUGGUAGGAAAGUUUUUAACUAGGAAAUCAAUAUUGCUAAGAAAAAAAUACUCAAAUGAACAUGUUCAUGACACAUCUUUGCAUUUGGCAUAUGGGUUUUAAUCAAGAUUUAAACACUAGUAUUCAAAUUCCUUUUAAUCACUACUCCCCUAGCAGCUUAUUACUUUUUUUUUAAACUCAUUUCCCUAGCCUCUUCUAUUAUAUCAUUGUGCUAUCUAUAACUACUUUCUCUGUAAAUUCUAUUUAUAUUUAAGUCCUGUUCAGCUGUUACUUUAAUUAGGGCAAAUGGUGGGAGUGGUUUUCAAAGAUCUAUCUAAAAAACAUUUCCCAACUGAAAAUUGUGAAAUAUCAUAAGGGUAUUAAGUAAAGCAGGAUUUGAAACUAAGUAUUUAGUCAUAAUUCUUAAACAGGGAAAAGGGUAGAGGGAGCAGGCACUUAUUCCACACCUGCUAAAUUGAAAAUAUUGCUCUAUUUAUGAGUAACCUGAUAGGUCGAGCUGACCCACUGUUAAGUGUACUACGUACAGAGAAAGAAGUUACAGUCUUCAGUAAUAAGGGACACUAAAUUACCUUUUGGGUAUACUGAUUAGGGUUUUUUAAGCUUAUUGUAUUUUUAGGUGCAAUGGGAACAAGCUAAUUUGAUCAGGUUAAUAAUAAAUAUCAAAACAGUUAAAAAUUUCAAAAUGCUGUUUUAUUAUCACAGCAUUUGCUCUUCCAUCUUUCCCAGUAAUCAGUACUUGCUAGACUAUUAAACCACUCAUUCCAAAAAUACUGAUUAAUCAUAUGAUCAGAGAUUGAGCAGGAAGGAACCUUAGAGGUUACCUAGCCCAAUCCUCUCAUUUUAAAGAUGAUGAAACUGAGGUCCAGAUAGAAUUAGUGACCUGCCUGCUAAGUGGCAGAUCUGAGAUUGAAACUGAAGUUCUCUGAUUCCAAACCAGCACCCUUUGGGGUAGAAUAAAUGAAUAGAAUAAUUUAUUAAGCGCUUACUA
Molecule: messenger RNA, 3411 nt
Organism: Vombatus ursinus (common wombat)
Lineage: Eukaryota; Metazoa; Chordata; Mammalia; Diprotodontia; Vombatidae
Gene: FAR2
Product: fatty acyl-CoA reductase 2
Exons: 14
Coding region: 196-1842 (548 amino acids)
Biological process (GO): long-chain fatty-acyl-CoA metabolic process
Cellular component (GO): peroxisome
Molecular function (GO): alcohol-forming very long-chain fatty acyl-CoA reductase (NADP+) activity
Source: RefSeq, a predicted model, not a curated record